UAAAUACUACUACAUUUCAUUUGCUUACUUCAUCUUGAAGACACUUCCUCCUCAUCUUCCCCUAUAGCCUUAGCUAUCUAUCUAGCUAUCUCCCAUGGCUCCAGCUUCUUUCACUCAGAACUCAAAGACAGUUUGUGUAAUGGACGCUUCUGGCAGCUUAGGCUCCACCCUUGUGGAGCGGCUUUUGCAUAAAGGCUACACAGUCCACGCCGCUGUCCAAAACCAUGGUAUACAAUGUUUUGAAGGGGAGCAUUAUGAUAAUAAGAAAUUGAGGGUUUUUCAUUCAGACCCUUUGGACUACCAUAGCAUUAUGGAUGCCUUGAAGGGAUGCUCUGGCUUAUUCUACUCCUUCGAGCCUUCUUCAGAUCAGCCCACUUAUGAUGAAUUUAUGGCAGAGGUUGAGGUCAGGGCAGCUCACAAUGUGCUGGAAGCUUGUGCAAGAACAGACACUAUAGACAAAGUUGUCUUUACAUCGUCUGCUACCGCCGUUAUAUGGAGAGAUGACCGUAAUACGAUGUCGUCUGAUAUUGAUGAGAGGCAUUGGAGUGACAUUAAUCUUUGUAGAAAAUUCAAGUUGUGGCACGCUUUAUCAAAGACCCUGGCCGAGAAGACAGCAUGGGCCUUAGCCAUGGAUCGAGGUGUGAACAUGGUGUCCAUAAACGGAGGGUUCCUGAUGGCUCCUCCUCAUCUAACAAUCAAAAACCCAUAUUUGAAAGGAGCGGCUGAGAUGUACGAAGAUGGUGUAUUUGUUACUGUGGAUCUCAACUUCAUUGUGGACUCUCACAUCUGCAUCUUUGAAAAUGUCUCAUCCUAUGGCCGAUAUCUCUGUUUCAAUCAUGUCAUCAGUUGCAACAAAGAUGCCACUAAGCUUGCUGACAUAUUAUUGCCACCCUCUGAAGCCUGUUCUCCUGAAAGAUUGGAGGACACAAGAGUGUACCAGCAAAGGAUAAGCAACAAGAAACUAAACAAAUUGAUGGUGGAUUUUGAAAGUUGAUCACCUCAGGAAGAUUGAUUUGCAGCUUCAACAAGCAGAGACCAUCUCUUUCUUUCUUUCUUUUUUUGGGUUUGCUGAGGUUUCUUUUAAUUUUUGGUAUAAUUUCGUUACUGAAAGGUGAAAAAUUAGCUUUUUUAUUUUUUAUUUUUUUAGGGUGAAAGGUUAGUUCUAGGUAUGGGAUUGCUGAAUUCCUUAAUGAAAUCUUGCAGUCAAAAAAUGAAUGUUACCGUCAAUGGUCUGGAAGGAA
Quercus robur (English oak) is the source of this 1241-nucleotide messenger RNA. Its product is annotated as cinnamoyl-CoA reductase-like SNL6. Lineage: Eukaryota; Viridiplantae; Streptophyta; Magnoliopsida; Fagales; Fagaceae. The coding region runs from base 95 to 994 and encodes 299 amino acids. The record is from RefSeq and is a predicted model, not a curated record. Gene Ontology annotation, molecular function: oxidoreductase activity, acting on the CH-OH group of donors, NAD or NADP as acceptor. The transcript has 5 exons.